Messenger RNA from Cylas formicarius (sweet potato weevil), 1372 nucleotides. RefSeq names its product arrestin homolog. Gene Ontology annotation, biological process: G protein-coupled receptor internalization; signal transduction. The coding region runs from base 131 to 1276 and encodes 381 amino acids. The transcript is spliced from 7 exons. Lineage: Eukaryota; Metazoa; Arthropoda; Insecta; Coleoptera; Brentidae. Gene Ontology annotation, cellular component: cytoplasm. The record is from RefSeq and is a predicted model, not a curated record. Gene Ontology annotation, molecular function: G protein-coupled receptor binding.
UCGAGGUAUUAAAUAGGAUUAAGAAGCCUCACAACCUCCCUAUAUAACAAAACAACUAACUUGCGGUAUUAGAAAAGUGUCUUGGCAGUGUCCAUUCGCAUAGAACUUUGCUAAGAAGUGUUAGCGAAAAAUGGUAUUCAAUUUUCGGGUAUUCAAGAAACAAUCCCCAAAUGGCAAGCUUACUGUAUAUUUAGGAAAACGAGAUUUUGUUGAUCAUAUCUCGGGAGUGGAACCUAUAGAUGGUGUUGUGGUCCUUAAUGAGGAGUACAAAGAUCGUAAGGUAUUUGGUCAGGUAAUCUGCAGCUUCCGUUAUGGAAGGGAAGAAGAUGAAGUCAUGGGUCUCAAUUUCCAAAAGGACCUCUACCUAGCGUCUGAGCAAAUUUAUCCCACACCAGAAAAAUACAAUACAACAAAAUUGCAAGAUCGCCUCUUACGAAAGCUAGGGAGCAACUGUUAUCCAUUCAAUUUUCUGCUUCCUCCAAAUUCUCCAGCAUCUGUAACUCUUCAACAAGGUUCUGAUGAUGAUGGUCAGCCUUGUGGAGUUCAUUACUACAUUAAAAUAUUUGUGGGGGAAAACGAAACUGACAAAACUCAUAAGAGAAGCACCAUUUCCAUGGCAAUAAGGAAAGUUCAGUAUGCCCCUUCGAAGCAAGGGCGACAACCGUGCACUAUUGUGCGCAAGGAUUUUAUGUUAAGCCCUGGAGAACUUGAACUUGAAGUUACGCUUGAUAAACAGUUGUAUUAUCAUGGCGAGAAAGUGGGUGUAAACAUUUCUAUCAGGAACAAUAGCAAUAAAGUGGUAAAAAAGAUAAAAGCAAUGGUACAGCAAGGGGUUGAUGUGGUUCUGUUUCAAAAUGGGCAGUACCGGACUUGCGUAGCAAGUAUUGAAACUCAAGAAGGAUGUCCAAUUAAUCCCGGUUCCAGUCUACAAAAAGUAAUCUACCUAUUUCCCCUGUUAUCCUCAAAUCGAAACCGCAGAGGCAUUGCUUUAGAUGGGCAAUUAAAGAAACAGGAUACAAACUUGGCUUCUACCACUUUACUUGCAUCCCCAGACCAGAGAGAUGCAUUUGGCAUUAUCGUGUCAUACGCAGUAAAAGUUAAACUCUAUCUUGGAGCUCUAGGUGGAGAACUGGCUGCAGAGCUACCUUUCGUAUUAAUGCAUCCAAAGCCAAAUGUGAAGGGUCAAUUAAUUCAAGCUGAUAGUCAGGCGGAUGUGGAAAUGUUCAGGCAAGAUACGGUCAUUGAACCUGAAGCUGAUGGCGAACAAUACGAUUAAAUUUAUUUUUAGCCGCAAGCUUAGGUAUGGUAAUAUGCAAUAUUUUACUCAAACCAUGAUUAUAGUUUAUCAAAUUUAAUAAAAAAUUCAGUUGCA